AUGGCGGCCUUCUCGAUGACUCUGUCAAAUCCGAAGUCGUUCUCAGCUGCUCCACGAAGACUUUCUCCGAUCAACACCACCGCUCUCUCUUCCACCACUCUCCGCUUAUCCACCAAGCCUACUACCUUAGACUUCAUAAAGUUUCAAUCUUUAACGUCCUCGUCGCUCCUCGUCCAUACAUCUUCCACCAAAAGAAACAACCGCUGCUUCUCGGUUCAAUCCAGUGCCGAGCCUUUAGCUGAGCCACAAGCGAAGAUAACACAUAAGGUGUAUUUUGAUAUAAGUGUUGGGAAUCCAGUAGGGAAAUUAGCUGGGAGGAUUGUUAUUGGUUUGUUUGGUGAUGAUGUUCCCCAAACUGUUGAGAACUUCCGUGCUCUUUGUACUGGUGAGAAGGGGUUUGGGUACAAGGGUUCAACUUUCCACCGUGUCAUUAGAGAUUUCAUGAUUCAGGGUGGAGACUUUGACAAGGGCAAUGGAACUGGAGGUAAAAGUGUAUAUGGCCGGACAUUCAAGGAUGAAAAUUUCAAUUUAUCCCAUGUCGGACCAGGAGUUGUGAGUAUGGCAAAUGCUGGCCCUAAUACCAAUGGAAGUCAGUUUUUCAUCUGCACUGUUAAGACGUCAUGGUUGGACGGGAGGCAUGUGGUGUUCGGGCAAGUUAUAGAAGGAAUGGAUGUGGUGAGGCUGAUAGAGGAACAAGAGACAGACAGAGGAGACCGUCCCAGAAAGAAAGUGAUCAUUGCAGACUGUGGUCAACUUCCAAUGUCUGAAGCUUAA
Messenger RNA from Eruca vesicaria subsp. sativa (arugula), 774 nucleotides. Lineage: Eukaryota; Viridiplantae; Streptophyta; Magnoliopsida; Brassicales; Brassicaceae. The record is from the annotation of a GenBank genome assembly.